Messenger RNA from Nezara viridula (southern green stink bug), 709 nucleotides. The record is from the annotation of a GenBank genome assembly. Lineage: Eukaryota; Metazoa; Arthropoda; Insecta; Hemiptera; Pentatomidae.
AUAGUUUAACUUAACCAACAAUUUGAUAUCGUUUUCACUGAUGACUGAUUCCUAAAAAUAUUUCUUCUUCAGAUGUCUUCUCCAAUUUCAAACCCUCGUUCACCAUCUACUUUUUCUCCUGUCUCUGUUGUAGAAAGUCCUAUUACUGCUCAAAAAGGACAGCUAAGAGGAACUCCUAGAACAGUUCGGGAUGCAGUUGCAGAACUGUUUAAUAAUAUUCAGGAAUGGAACAGGUUACAUAUCUCAGGAAUGUCAAUUAUUCAAGAAAUCACUAGUAAAAAGUUAGAGUCAAUAAAUAAAAAAGAAUCUGGUCCCAACAUGUUUCCUGAAGGAUUGCAAGUUGAUUGCAACAAAUUGGAUUCAAUUUGUGCUCAGUUGGAGUCUGUGGUUAAAAAAAUGGAAAAGAUUCUAAAUAAUUUCAAGGCUAUAGAACAGCUGGAAGAGAUGAAUAAGACUGGAAGAAGAUCUAUCUUUACUACCUGGAAUGCAGAAAAAUAUGUUUCUGCCGUAAAAGCCAUCUUUGAAGCUUAUGACACUGAAGUCAAGGUGAAAUGCCAUAUAAAAGAAAAUAUUGCCCAUGUUGAUGGCAAAGAUAAGAUGAUGCUGCACUGUGCGCUUUGGGCACAUCAACCCUAUGUGGAUAAUGUGCUUGAUUUUUACUUAGAAUCUAUGUUGAAAGAAACUGGUCAUAGAUGAUCUAUGUUAAUUU